CGCAAUCGUCGCCCCCCAACUUAUACAAAAAAACCGGGUAAUGUGAGCCAGCGCUGCGGAAUAUCAGCAUAAAUAGACCGUCAUAGCUCGCACGACAUCGCUGCGCAAUCGCAGCGAGCCGGCACACAAAACACAAAACACCAAGCACAAAGUAUCACGCACCGAAUCUGUCGCGUUCGCCCUAGUGUCGGCGAGUCUCACUCCACUGUAACAACGAAGCAUGGGCGCCCAGCCCACGAAACCAGAAAGAGAAGAGGCGGACGAGCUGCGAAAGAACGUGCCGCAGGCCUGCUCCGAGGCGGCCGACGCGAUCCUGGAUGCUGAUGUAUUAUUGCUCGCGACGGGCGCCGGCUGGUCCGCUGAAAGUGGCUUAGCUGUAUACAGGGACAUCGCGAACGUCAAAGCAUAUGCUGAAAGAGAUCUUACAUAUAGAGAACUGUGCGUGCCGUCGUGGCUGCGCGACGAACCCGAAUUAUUCUGGGGCUUCUGGGGCCUGUGCUUCAACGACUACCGGCAGACGAGGCCCCACGACGGGUAUGGCAUCGUUAAAAAAUGGCGGGAUGCGAUGUUUUCUACUUCUGACGUGGCGGACGUGAUCGGUUUGAGGGUUGCGGAGCAGGAGAAGCAAUCAUCACUGGAGGAUUUAAAAAAUGAGGAGGAGGCGUGGUCGAAUGAUCACGUCACACCGCCGGGCGCCUUCUUCUCCUACACAUCGAACGUCGACGCGCAUUUCUAUGAUGUGCUCGACGCGGGCGAGAUCCGGGAAUGCCACGGCAAUGUCGAGUUGUAUCAGUGCGGCGGGCGGCGAGUUGUUGUCGAGGAUGAAGAAGGUGAGAAGGUGUUGUACAUGUCGAAGAAGUGCUCGCGGAGCGUGUGGCGCGCUCCAUCAGAUCUGGCGCCCUACGCCGUCUCCACAGAAACGAUGCUGGCGGAGGACGGCACCCGCGCGUCAUCACUGGCCGCGAAAACGGAUGUGGAUGAUAAAGCAACGAUCGGCCACACGGGCGGUGAGACGAGGGACCCGUCCACCACGCUCCAGCACAUGCCGCCUCCGCUGAAUGAUCGCUCAAAAACGUUCGACAAAAAUUGGCCAAUCUGCCCGCGCUGCGGCGGCCGCGCGCGGCCGGCCAUCCUCAUGUUCGAGGAUAACGACUGGGUCGACUCGGCCUUGCAGGACCGGCGCUACCGCGAGUGGACGGCGGCGGUGCGCUGGCUCGCGACGGAGACGCGCUCUGCAUCAAAUCCAUUAAGGGUUGUGAUCCUCGAGGUCGGCGCCGGCGGCAACGUGACCACGGUCAGGCACGAGUCGGAGCACGUGUUUCGCAACGUCGAUGCCGUGGCCACCACCUUAAUCAGGGUGAACCCCGAGCUGCCGCUGCCGGACAACGACGUUGACAAAUUAGCGGCGGGCCGCGUCCGCGUUGUAUCAAUCAUGGCCGGCGGGCUGGAUGCAAUCAAACGCAUCGACGCGUGCCUGCGCGAGCGGCGGCCGGACCUGUUCGACGAGUCGCCCAUCCCGCCGGACGAGGCGUACACUCCGCUGGCGGGCUACGAGGCGAUCGGCGAGGAGCUCGGGGACAUCCGCCUCGACGAGUGACGUCACUUAAGUUUUGAAUUAAUUAU
Pelagomonas calceolata is the source of this 1623-nucleotide messenger RNA. The record is from the annotation of a GenBank genome assembly. NCBI's taxonomy places the organism in Eukaryota, Pelagophyceae, Pelagomonadales, Pelagomonadaceae.